GUGACGCUGCAAGAUAGCAGCAAGAACGAGAGUAGCCAUUUUGGACGAUUCAUGUCAAGCUUUCUUGUGUUGACAAAGAAAAAUCGCGACUGGUGCUGGUUUAGCUGUAUAUUAAAUAGUAAUUGCAGAAUACGUGCUUCGCGUCCGACACGCUUGCGCACGGAAUAACGAUGGCAGACGAUUUGGAUGUGGAGGCCAUGUUGGAAGCGCCGUACAAGAAAGAGGACGACGUCAAGGCACAGAAUGGAGAGGCUGAACACAGCGAGAUAAAAAAGAAGAAGAAGAAGAGGAGCAGGAGUCGGGAGAGAGACACACACAGGGACAGGGACAGGGACCGGGGCAGUGAUAGGAGGGACAGGGAUCGUGACCGCGACGCAGACAGGAGCAGGAACCGAGGCGGCGGCGACAGACACGGGCGAGGCCGCGACAGCUUCCGCGGAGGAAGGAGGAGGUCGCGGAGUCCGCGCAGGAGGGGUGGCGACCACGACAGAUUCCGCGGUAGAGACUCUGGCAGGCAUGGCCGCAGUGACAGCAAGAGCCCAGGCAGGGGUGGGAAGGGUGACAAUCUCCCCGGCUCGUUCAAAAGGCGUGACGGCCCGGAGCUGACGCCGGAGGAGCGCGAUCAGAGGACCGUGUUCUGCAUGCAACUGGCGGGGAGAUGCCGGGAACGCGACCUAGAGGAAUUCUUCUCAUCCGUCGGACAGGUGCGAGACGUGCGUCUGAUCGUCGACAACAAGACGAGACGGUCGAAGGGAAUCGCUUACAUCGAGUUUGUCGACCCGGAGUCCGUGCCCCUGGCGAUGGGGUUGAAUGGACAGAAGCUUCUCGGAGUUCCAAUCAUCAUCCAGCCGUCGCAGGCGGAGAAGAAUCGUGCGGCUCAGUCGACGACGCCAGGCGUGGCGCAGCGCGGAAACGUGGGGCCCAUGAAGCUCUACGUCGGCUCUCUACACUUCAACAUCACAGAGGACAUGCUCAAGGGCAUAUUCGAGCCGUUCGGCAAGAUCGAUCACAUUCGGCUGAUGAUGGACAGCGAGACGGGCCGAGCGCGUGGAUACGGGUUCGUCACUGUAAGUAAGAUGGUGACGGCGGCCUACGUGCCCCUACUGAACUAUCACAACCUGUUCCCCGAUUCCAUGACGUCGACACAGAUGAUGAUGCGAUAGUGACGGCAGGUGAUCCGAACAACCGACCACCAGAUGGCGUCGCGACAGUUCGGAGGACGUUGAGAGCCUCGCCGGGAGCGGACGGGUCAGCGGCAGGGAGCGUGGAGGACGCGCGGAUUUACCCAGGUGGCGCUGCCGGGGUCAGCGACCUUGCAGCUGCCACUACACUCGUCUCAUCUGUGGUCUGAGUAGCGGUGAAGCACUCUGAGGGAGAGAGAGAGAGAGAACGCGAGCGGAGAAGAAGGUAGAAAUAGCACGAGCGAGGGAGGGGAAGAAGGUAGAAACAGCGUGAGCGAGAAAGGGGGCGAAGGAGGUAGAAAUAGCGUGAGCGAGAGAGGGGGAGCACGAAUGGGCGAGUGUGGUUUUGUAUGAGAUGCGCACAAAUUUAAUACACAAUUGAUCGUCUGUUCGAUGUGAUGAUACAUUAUUUUAGAUUAUUGCUCCUUGUCUCUAUAAGGUAUACUGCAAUCAAGAAAAGGCUUAUGGGUCACUGUUGCAGUGCAAUUUUUCUGCAAAGUUCAUCUAGUGUCGUCCUAGUUGACUUGAUAAAUGUUUUAGAUUAUACUUCUCCGUUUGUUUGGCAAUUUGUUCAUGAUCAGUAAUGUCGAAUGUGCUGUGAAUGCAAAUCCACACGGUGGAGGCACAAAACUGUAUUAUGUGCAUGUAUACUGUACAUCUGUACCACCUGGUGUGUGUGUGUGUGCGCGUGCGCGUGCGUGCGUGCGUGCGUGUGCGUGUGUGUGCGCGUGCGUGCGUGUGUGUGUGUGUGUGUGUGUGUGUGUGUGUGCGUGUGUGUGUGCGCGUGUGUGUGCGAGUGCAUGUUUGUUUUUUGCCCACAUGUAACUAUGCAUGUCUAUGUAUGUUUGGUCUGGCCCUGAUACUAGUAACCAGGGGGGGGGAAUCAGGUUAACACACUACAGUCAUUUACAUUGCUGUAGCUACCAUUCCUGCUGAUGCGUUACAAAGCAUUGCUGAAGUUUGCUUUAAUCGCAACCUAUUUGUUUCUUGUUUCCGAGUUGCGGAUAUAUGUUAACGACGUAGCACAUUAAUUAUACGGUUUGAUAUUAAAUAGGGCUGAGAUAAAUUGCUGUUUGGAUCAGAGCUACUGAAUAUUUCGCGUAAUGCCAACUGCUGCCUAAUAGCUACUACUGCCCCUUCUCUAAGCAUUGAGUUUUAGUUUAUCAAUUUAUUGUAAUCGAUUUCUCCUUGAUCAAAGUAAACAUUUCCGUUGAACUAGCAUGCUGGCACUUGUGUAAAAUAAUGCACAGAUUAUAUUAUUUGGUCUGUUGUGGCACAAUGGAAGGGGGGUUUAAUGUUACGGUUGUAGUGCAGUGUAAAGGUUAAUGAUACCAGUACUGUUUCUUUUCGCAACGUGGCUUGUAAUUGUGUUGAUGAAUAGAAAAUAAAUGAGUUUAGUUUUAUUUCA
Priapulus caudatus is the source of this 2589-nucleotide messenger RNA. Its product is annotated as RNA-binding protein 39-like. Lineage: Eukaryota; Metazoa; Priapulida; Priapulimorpha; Priapulimorphida; Priapulidae. The record is from RefSeq and is a predicted model, not a curated record. Gene Ontology annotation, cellular component: nucleus. Gene Ontology annotation, biological process: mRNA processing. Gene Ontology annotation, molecular function: RNA binding.